CUAGAUCAUCAUACAUGUGGUGUUCUUUCAUUUUGAGGGAAAAAUAUUUAUUGAAAAAAAUUCUGACUUUAGCAUUUUUCUGUUUUAUUUUGGAUGAAUGCAAGCUUAGCAUCAUCUGAAAGAUCAAAGUGAGAAGCAGAUAUGGAGAAAUUGGGAGAUAUCAUGUGGGAUAUUACAAAGUAUUUGUGUGGUUGCGCCAAACAAGAAGCUGGGCUUAUUUGUAAGUUGGAAGGGAAUCUGCAAUCUCUAGAAAGUAAAUGGAAAAAGCUUGAAGCUGUGAAGAAGGAUGUGGAAGCACAAAUUGAAGAAGUUGAGGGUAUCAGAGAGGGGCAAAGGACAUAUGAAGUCAGUGGUUGGCUCCAAAGUAUCCAAAACAUUCAAAAGGAAGUAGAAGAUAAUCUAUAUCAAGGAGUCCAAGAAAUCCAAAACAACUGCCUAAGUAAGUGUUGUCCCAAGAAUUGCAAGUCAAGCUACAAGUUGGGAAAGAAUGUUGCCAAGAUGCUCACUAAAGUAGAUGAUCUAACAGCCGAGGGACAAGGAUUUGUUAAGGGUUAUCCAAUUACGCGCAAGCCAUCGCGUAAAGGAAUUGGUCAAAUACCUCUUGAGGAGACUGUGGGGCAAGAUUUGAUAUUUGAUAAAGUAUGGAGUAGAAUUGAAGCAAAUAAUGUUGGUGUCAUAGGUUUAUAUGGGACUGGAGGGGUGGAAAGACCACUUUAUUGA
Molecule: messenger RNA, 720 nt
Organism: Neltuma alba
Lineage: Eukaryota; Viridiplantae; Streptophyta; Magnoliopsida; Fabales; Fabaceae
Product: probable disease resistance protein At1g61190
Exons: 2
Coding region: 142-720 (192 amino acids)
Source: RefSeq, a predicted model, not a curated record